Molecule: messenger RNA, 1787 nt
Organism: Drosophila kikkawai
Lineage: Eukaryota; Metazoa; Arthropoda; Insecta; Diptera; Drosophilidae
Source: RefSeq, a predicted model, not a curated record
ACUACCUUUUCCUAGCCUGUCAGUCCUACCCAAUUUUUAGCAUUUAUGACACCUGUUUUGGUUAAAAUGCCACCAGCACUGGGCUUUACAUAGACGCCUUAUCCUAAAUCUACGAAAUGGCUGACGCCAUACGGUGCGCCUGCGAUACCCUGAACUCUGCCGCCGGGCAGCUGGCCAGGCUGCGUAUCUCCGAGAUCCGGCAGAGCCUCGACUUUCUUGGGGUGCAGCAUACGGAGGUGUUGCUGGGCCUGCUCGUGGUCGUCCUGUUGCAGUUCACAAAGUUUGCUGCCAUUCUGCUGCUAGCCAUCGUCCUGGCCUACAGCAUAUUUUACCUGUGGGAAAAUUACUUCCCUGGCAUCGCUGAACUGGGGUACAGGGGCAAAAAAAUGUGCCGAAAUGUCCGCACCUAUGUCAACCUGCCGCCCUUUACAUAUUCAGAUGGCGAGGAGAGCACCGGUACGGGAGAGUAUAUUGUGAACCCUUCCAGAAGGUACACCGGCGACUUGCUGACUGAACCAGCCAGAAUGCUGGUGCCAAUGCUGCAGGACAGCAACAAAAUGUUUCAGAGCGCCAAUCUACAGGUGGGUUCGCCGCUACUGGGAAUGGAGACCGGUUUCCGGGGAUCUCGGGGUCCGGAGUCACAAAAGGAGACGCUGGAGGCGGGGAAGCACCGCAGGGAGCAUCGGCACUACUGGAGACCUACUAAUACGGAUAAGGAACGAGAACGGGAACAUCACUCCUCCAGACGAAGUGCUCAGGGCGCGAGUCAUGAGGCCAAGCGCACCCCUAAUGUCUUGCGCAUCCCGAAAAUCACCAGUGGCGCAGUAGACAUCCGGCGACUGCCCACCAUCACGAGUGAGGAUCUGAAGCGUUUGCCCAAUAUCACAAGUGGGGAGUCUAGGAAAACGCACAAGGAGGAAUCCCGUAGAUUGCCGACCAUCACCAGUGCCGAGUUGGGCUACCGCAGGGUUCCCAAGAUCACAAGCCACACCAACGAUUCCCCAAGAUGGCUGAAUAUGGCCGCUGGAGCGACUGAGUCCCGGAGGAGAUCGAAAAGCUCACGUCCCCAAGAAGGCGGUGAGUCGCGACGCCCGGACCGUGUCCACGGUGCUGGCGAAGCCAAGUACAGGCGUUCGCCAGAGCGUCCGUAUCCUGCCCAGGGGCGCCGUGUGGAUGAGCAGCGGCAGCAGCCACAUCGGGUGAUUGCCAGCUCCGACGACAAUCGUCCCACUAAAAACCGUCGCAGCCUCAACAACAACACCCGUUCAGGAGUAAUUCGUCGCCAGUAUCCGGACGAUCACUACGAGCGGCUGAGAAUGGAGAACCGUGACUUCCAAGCCCGUCGAUUGGGGGCCAGUAGCGGUCAUCCCACCUCCGAGGGGGCAAUGCUCACCCAGCAGGAGAACUUUGUGGCCAGCUUCAAGCGCAAUGAUCGACGGGAGCCUCACAGGAACAUCAAAUCAAGUAACCCGCCAAAGGAGGGUUCUAACAAGAACAGGCGCGAUCGCAAGACCAGCCCCAGCCCUUCCAUAAAGUAGAUCCGUAAAAGCCCAAAAAAUUACUAAAAAUUGGAAAGAAAACGAAAUGAAAAGCAAACUAAAAAACAGAAGAUAAACGGCUGUUGCUUUUAAAUACAAAUAAGGACCAAAUGAAACCUCAUUCAAUGCCUUGUGUAUUAAUCAAAGAAUCUUAAGCCCAAACUAAUUUCUGUGAAAAGCUUUUAGCCAAAUUUCUGUGAAAACAUAAUAACCAAUAACCAAAUAAAAUUUUGGGUGUUGUUUAAACAA